CCCCCGAGUGCGUCCCUGGUCCGGGUGGAGAGGCGGGACUCGGUAUCCCGCGCGGGGGUCCAAGCUGCGCGCAGACAGGACACGCCAGGGCGCAGGCUUUGUCCCCUCUCCCCCUGUGUUUUCCCGGGGCCUGCUUAGGCCCCUCGGCUGUCCAUGGAAGGCUGAAGCGGCUGCGGGAUCCGUCUCCUUGCGAAGGGGUCUCAUCCUCGUCGCCAUGUCCAGGGGCUUCGAGCUGCAGCCGCAGGACGGCGGCCCCCGGGUGGCCCUGGCGCCCGGGGAGACGGUGAUCGGCCGCGGGCCGCUGCUGGGAAUAACAGACAAGAGAGUGUCCAGAAGACAUGCCAUUCUUGAGGUGGUGGGUGGUCAGCUUCGAAUCAAACCGAUUCACACAAAUCCAUGUUUUUAUCAGUCUUCUGAGAAGAGCCAGCUCUUACCAUUGAAGACAAACCUAUGGCGCUGGUUGAAUCCUGGAGAUAGUUUUUCUCUAUUAGUUGACAAAUACAUUUUUCGUGUUUUAUCUACACAUUCUGAAACAGAAAUGCAAUGUACUUUAAGGAACAGUCAAAUGCUUGAUGAAGAUGAUGUAUUGAAUGAGACACCAAAAUCUUCCUCAGUUGACUUGCCUGUUGAGACAACUGGUGACCCACAGCUGGAAAGAAGCACAGAAAUAGCAGAGACCCAGCCCACUGCAAACAGCGUGUCUCUCCCAGGUGAAUGCAGAGGCAUGAGUAAGCAACAGCCAAACCCUGCCCAGAGGAGAAGAAUCCUUCCAGCCUGGAUGUUAACAGAAGAUCUAAGUGAGCAAAACCUUUCAGCGCCAGUCAGCGGUGGAGAUAAUAAUGUAAUCCAGGGAAGUGGAAAAGAAGGAAUCUGCAAAGAUAAAACCCAAGUAAGCAUAUCACAGCAAGGAAGAAAGCGAUCUAUUUCAUCAGGAAAUUCAGAAGGUACAUCAGCAGAGGAAGAUGCAGGGAAAAAGUGUAAAAAUGCUGGUCAGGAAGAGUCUAUCAUUUCAUCCAAGGAAGUGCCACAGUCAUGUUCUGCAGCCACGUUACAUAGCACAGAAGUGAAUAGCGUGAAAACUGGUACACAGAGAAACAAAAUCCCAACAGAGGAGCUUGGUAAGGCUUCUGAGCAUAAACUCAUCACUAAAGGAACACGAAAUAAGGAUGACGAGACGAGGAGCUGUUCUGAGAGCUGUUCGAGUGCCCAGGGCAAGUCCUUCCGUGACGGGUCUCAAAGAUCUCAUCCUCAGUCCGGCUCUGGUCCCUGCAGUCCUGAAACUUCGCACACAAACGCAGAGACAACCGAUGCAGUUCCACGUGGCUCUGAGGAGCACAAGGUCAAGCGGACAUCCUGCAUAUACGGGGCAAACUGCUACAGGAAGAAUCCUGUCCAUUUUCAGCACUUCAGUCACCCGGGCGAUGGUGACUAUGGGGGUGUGCACGUCACGUGUCAAGAUGAGGCUGAUGGCCGACCCGAGUGUCCCUAUGGAGCGUCUUGCUAUAGGUAUGGAAACCUGACCUGUUUGGCUGGCCUCCUAUUCUGCUUCAUCUCUGUUACUUAUUCAGGACAAACCGCAAGCAAGCUUUUCAUCUCAAGCCUUUAAUUUUAAGUUUUUAAA
Messenger RNA from Vicugna pacos (alpaca), 1621 nucleotides. NCBI's taxonomy places the organism in Eukaryota, Metazoa, Chordata, Mammalia, Artiodactyla, Camelidae. The record is from RefSeq and is a predicted model, not a curated record.